UACCUUUAAAAGCAAAAACAGAAGAAGACAGAAAGAAAAAGUCUAUAAAUUUCAUCACAAAAGCCACUAUUUUCAGAAACCUAAUUUCCCCAUUCCUAUUGCCAAGGAGGUCAAAAUCUCUACAGCCUCAUAUUUGACAAACAGAUAAACAAACUUUGAAUCCCUCCCACUCCUCCUCUCCUCCACACAAACAUCAUUGAGGAGCAUAGACACUAUUGGUUCUGCCCCUUCUCCCUUGAAAACAAACGCAGAAUCAUGUAACCCCAAAAACCCAAAUCCUGAUUUUAAACCAGCCUCAACAAAAUCACAAAAACAUGGAGAAGAAAGGGACAAUUCUAAUGCAGAGGUUCGAGCUUGGCCGAGUCCUUGGUCAAGGGACCUUUGCAAAAGUGUACCAUGCCCGUAAACUAUCAUCAGGCCAGAGUGUGGCCAUCAAGGUCAUCGACAAGGAGAAAAUUCUACGAGUUGGAAUGAUCGACCAAAUCAAGCGAGAAAUCUCGGUAAUGCGAUUAGUACGCCAUCCUAAUGUCGUCCAGCUCUACGAGGUGAUGGCGAGCAAAACCAAGAUCUAUUUUGUCAUGGAGUAUGUUCGAGGAGGUGAGCUUUUCAAUAAAGUUGCUCGGGGUCGCCUCAAAGAGGAUGCUGCCCGAAAAUAUUUUCAGCAGUUGAUUGGCGCCAUUGAUUUCUGCCAUAGUCGCGGUGUUUAUCACCGUGAUCUUAAGCCAGAGAACCUCCUUCUUGAUGAGAACGGUAAUCUCAAGGUGUCAGAUUUUGGAUUGAGUGCUCUUGGUGAAUCUCGACGCCAUGACGGGCUUCUACAUACUACUUGCGGGACCCCUGCCUAUGUGGCGCCAGAGGUUAUUAACAAAAAAGGUUAUGAUGGUGCUAAGGCUGAUGUAUGGUCUUGUGGUGUUGUUCUUUUUGUUCUGAUGGCGGGUUUUUUACCUUUUCAUGACUCGAAUCUGAUGGAGAUGUAUAGAAAGAUAAGCAAAGGAGAUUUCCGGUGCCCCCAAUGGUUGGCUCCUGAAGUCCGAAGACUUCUCAUCAGAGUACUUGAUCCAAACCCCAACACAAGGAUCACUAUUGCCAAGCUAGUAGAGAAUCCAUGGUUUAAAAAGGGAUUUAAACCAGCAGAACCACCACGUAUACAACCUGUUGAUAGCUUGGGAGAUAUCAGAAGGGCCUUCCCUGAAAUUUCUGAUGACGAAGGAAGUAGUCAUAGCAAGGAGGAAGAGCCUAACACGACGAUGAAACGCACGAACUACAAUGCAUUUGACAUCAUCUCCCUUUCUCAAGGGUUUGAUUUGUCAGGACUUUUUGAGAAGAAUGGGGAAAAGUCAGAGUCUAGGUUUACGACGCAGAAGUCUGCAUCUGAUAUAGUGUCGAAGUUGGAGCAGAUUGCAGAGCACGAGAAGUUCAAGGUGAAGAAGGAGGAUGGAAUGGUGAAGCUUCAAGGGAGCAAGGAAGGAAGAAAAGGGCAACUGGGGAUUGAUGCCGAGAUUUUUGAGGUUACUCCGUCAUUUUAUGUGGUGGAGGUGACAAAAUCUUCAGGAGAUACUUUGGAGUAUCAACAGUUUUGCAAAAAGGAACUGAAACCUUCUCUUAAGGAUAUUGUUUGGGCUUGGCAAGGCGGGGAGCAGGAACAAUUCUCAUCUGAGUCACAGAAUACUCAACCUUGAUCUCCAGAGAGCAAAAGAAAAAAGGGGGGAAAACAGAAAGUUUUUGUAUUGUGGUUCGUUCUAAUUUUUUUAGGCUUCUUUAUGUUUUUUCUUAUUCCAUUUUAACUGCUUCCUCUUCUGUCGUCCCUUUGUUUCUUGCUAAAGAGGUAUAUAUAUUUUUUUUUCUUUCA
Asparagus officinalis (garden asparagus) is the source of this 1849-nucleotide messenger RNA. RefSeq names its product CBL-interacting protein kinase 5-like. Gene Ontology annotation, biological process: signal transduction; protein phosphorylation. The record is from RefSeq and is a predicted model, not a curated record. Lineage: Eukaryota; Viridiplantae; Streptophyta; Magnoliopsida; Asparagales; Asparagaceae. Gene Ontology annotation, molecular function: ATP binding; protein kinase activity. The coding region runs from base 315 to 1679 and encodes 454 amino acids. The transcript has a single exon.